UCCUACUGUGGACUGUGUCAUCCUUGUGCAGCGGUGUCGGUUCGGUGCUCGGUCGUGUCGUGGUUCCAGCGUGCAAAUUCCCGCGCAGCCCCGGUGCAUGCACCAAGUGCAUUCUACAUUUAGAACCCAUUUUCUAGUUGUGAUACGUAAUCGUUUCGUUCCGUGUGUGAGCCAAGGCGCUGGUGAUCAUCAUGAAGCUUAUCCUGCUGGCAUCGUUCGUGGCGGCCUGUUCGUGCGCCCGGUUGGACAACAACUAUCUGCCACCGCCGGGUGCUGCGGCGGCCGGUGGUGGUCCCGGACUGACGGCACCUUCACCAUCUGGUGGUGGUGGUGGUGGUGGUGGCUUUGGCAGUAAACCGGCCGGCGGUGGUGGGCCUGCUCCCGGUGCUGGUUUCGGUGGUGGACCAGCUGCACCAGGUGGUUUCGGUGGAGCGGGUGCAGGAGGUCGUCCAGGUGGUGCUCCAGCGGCUGGUGGCCGCCCGAGUGCUCCGUCACCUUCCUAUGGUCCACCGUCGAGUGGAUUCGGUGGAGGAGCUCCUUCUGCCUUUGGUGGUGGUGCACCAUCCGGUGGAUUCGGUGGCGGUGCUCCUUCCGGUGGAUUCGGUGGUGGAGCCUCGGCACCAGCACCUUCCGGACCGAGCCAGCCUCCGAUAGAGAUCAUCUCGUACGAGAACAUGAACAACGGCGAUGGAAGCUACAAAUACAGCUACGAAACGGCCAACGGUAUCAAGGUGGAGGAGCAGGGUGAAGUGAAGAACAAAGGCUCGGAGAACGAGAUCCAGAGUGUGCAGGGAUCGUACUCGUACACCGCUCCGGACGGCCAGGUCAUCACGGUGACGUACAUUGCGGACGAAAAUGGUUUCCAGCCACAGGGUGACCAUUUGCCGACGCCACCACCAAUUCCGGAGGAGAUUCGUAAGGCGCUGGAAGCUACGGCCGCGGCACAGGCCGCUGGUGGUGCUGCCGGUCCUGCCGGGGGUUAUCCAGGUGCGGGACAACCGAGCGGAGGUUAUCCCGGAUCGGUAACGGGAUCCGGUAGCUAUCCAUCGGGUGCUGGUGGUGGUGCUCCAGGGGCUGGCGGUGCUGGUGGUCGUCCGUCUGGUGCCGGUGGCGCGGGAGGAUAUCCAAGUGGACCGGCUGGUGGAUCCGGGUAUCCAUCCGGUGGACCGGCUGCUCCGGGAGGUGGAGCCGGUGCCGGUUAUCCGUCCGGUGGUCCUGGCUCGCCCGCUGGUUCCCGUCCUUCCGCACCUGGCAGACCGUCCGGAAAUGGUUCCUUUAACCCACAGUCCGGCUACCAGUAUUAGGCAGGCGAGGCGACCUGCCUUUCCAUUUAGGUAAUGAUCAUUCGCAUUUCACCAACAACACACCAACACUCUGCGUGCGCAUAUCGGUAACGGAAGACCGCGAAAAUCAGAACAAAAAAAUAGGUCGAAAGAAUAAUGAGUGGAGAGAGGUAGCAGAAGAAGAAGAAGAGGUGCAUCAUCGA
Messenger RNA from Anopheles aquasalis, 1486 nucleotides. RefSeq names its product Cuticular protein 47Ef (gene Cpr47Ef). NCBI's taxonomy places the organism in Eukaryota, Metazoa, Arthropoda, Insecta, Diptera, Culicidae. Gene Ontology annotation, cellular component: chitin-based extracellular matrix. Gene Ontology annotation, molecular function: structural constituent of chitin-based larval cuticle. The record is from RefSeq and is a predicted model, not a curated record.